Messenger RNA from Olea europaea var. sylvestris, 737 nucleotides. Its product is annotated as protein RALF-like 24. The transcript has a single exon. Bases 136 to 531 code for a protein of 131 amino acids. NCBI's taxonomy places the organism in Eukaryota, Viridiplantae, Streptophyta, Magnoliopsida, Lamiales, Oleaceae. The record is from RefSeq and is a predicted model, not a curated record.
GUGUAGUGGGUAACACUGUUACCCCAAUAUCAUUAAUGAUCCCUUCCAACCCAAAGCAAUCUCACUGUCUACCAUUUUCUCACAUACACACGGACUCUCAUACAGUAUCUCACAUCAAAUGACAACACCAAGAAAAUGAAAAUGAAAAUGAAACUUCACAAAAAAAUGCCCAAAGUUCACCUGUCCUUGUGCGCACAUUUCUUGAUCCUCGCACUAGUUUUCUUGGUGAAAUUCUGUAAUGGGGUCUCAACUUUGGACUUAAACUUAACGAGAACUGUUGAAUCUGGUGAAAUGGGGAAAAGGGUUUGUAUCAAUGAGUGCCCUGAAAUGGAAGUUGAGGACGAGAUGGAUUCAGAGAAUAAUCGGAGGAUUUUGGUUAUACGGAAGAAGUAUAUAAGUUAUGAUACUUUAAAGAGGGAUUCUGUGCCAUGUACACAGCCUGGGGCUUCAUAUUAUAACUGUAAGGGACCUGGUGUGGCUAAUACUUAUCACAGAGGUUGUGAGAUUAUUACAAGGUGUAGAGGAGACUGACACUGGUUAAGAUCCAGUAGGAGGAACAAAAAUUGGUAAAGGUACUUUUUUUAUGUUUGUUCGUUUGGAUUUUCUUGUAUAUGUUCUGAUAUGCAUAUGUUAGAACAUGUUCUAAUAUUAGUAAAUAAACCAUUUUUACUAUGAUCCUGUGAUUGAUUAAUGUCCUUUUGGGAAAUUUUAAAUGAUGAAAGUCCUUUCUUGUCUAA